This is a messenger RNA of Soboliphyme baturini, 615 nucleotides long. Lineage: Eukaryota; Metazoa; Nematoda; Enoplea; Dioctophymatida; Soboliphymatidae. The record is from the annotation of a GenBank genome assembly.
UUGAUACUGCUGUAAAGUUUAUAUUUGAUGUUAUAUGCUAGCUGAACACUUGUUUUGACUUGAACCAGAUAGCUUGUUUUAGACUGCUGUUCAAUGGAAGUUGAAAGCUGCCUUUUUCUUUCUUAUCCUCAACGUCACGCUGGUUCCAAAGUUUCCAAUCGAUUAUGCCCUAUCCCCGGACAUGAAUUUUUACUGGCGCUUCAUUUACAUCGUUUUUUGUCUGUUCCUGAUACGUACGCGCUACUACUACGCAUGGCUGAUGGCGGACGCGAUUUCCAACGCAAGCGGUUUCGGCUUUUCAGGCAAAUGCGAAGGUGGAAAACCAUUGGCUGAGCCAAACUGGGACUAUCUUUCAAACGUUCACGUGAUCAAAUUCGAAACGGCGAAUAGCUGGAAGGAGUGCCUGGAAGCGUGGAAUUGCAAUACAAUGCAGUGGCUUCGACAAAUCAUGUAUGUCCGCUUGCCUGUACGCUAUCGAACUUUUCUGACGUACGUAGUGAGUGCUUGGUGGCACGGCUUUUUUCCAGGUUACUAUGUGACGUUUUUCACUGGCGCACUGGUGACCAUCGCUGCUCGAAAUGUAAGACAGUUAUUAUUGUUAUGUUUUAUUUAAUU